CCGGAGUGGGCGGCGAAUGUGAGUGAAAGAGACAGGGAGAGACGUUUGAAUAGUUGCUGAGGCGGAAAUAUAGAAAUUGAGAAAAAUAGUUCAGUUAAACAGUAUAUUUGACAAGACGGUAAUUCCGCAUCAAACUAUCCGUGUUAUUUCCAUUGGGAAGUACAGACCAGAAAGAAGCGACCGGCUUUGUAGCGAGGCGAUGUUGUUCGCUAGCUAGCUAGAGGACGCGCGAGGUGAAUUGACUCCCCCUUUCUCUCGCUGCUAACAAGCUAGCCAACAAAACAGUAGUAAUCCAAUCCCGAUCAACGAAAGAUUCUCGCACAGUGUGUGUCCGAUAGAUCCCGAGUCACUUCAUUGAAUGAGGACUGACCCCCCUUUGCAGGUUGACUAUGGUGCUGACAGGGAAACGGUCUGAGAAGGGACCAGUGUGUUGGAGGAGAAGGGUAAAGUCUGAGUACAUGAGGCUACGCCAACUCAAACGCUUCAGACGGGCUGACGAGGUCAAGAGUAUGUUUAACUCUAACCGUCAGAGGAUCUUGGAGCGGACAGACAUCCUGAACGCUGAGUGGAAGACCAGGAGGAUCCAGCCCGUUCACAUCAUGACAUCUGUUAGCUCCUUACGAGGGACCAGAGAGUGUACGGUGGACAGUGGUUUCUCUGAGUUCUCCAAACAAGUGAUCCCUCUGAAGACGCUCAACGCUGUAGCCUCUGUCCCUGUCAUGUACUCCUGGUCCCCGCUACAGCAGAACUUCAUGGUAGAAGAUGAGACGGUUCUCCACAACAUCCCCUACAUGGGAGAUGAGAUUCUGGACCAAGACGGAACCUUCAUAGAAGAACUCAUCAAGAACUACGACGGCAAAGUUCACGGAGACAGGGAGUGCGGCUUCAUCAACGAUGAGAUCUUUGUGGAGCUGGUGGGUGCCCUGACCCAGUACAGUGACAACGAUGAUGAUGAUGAUGAUGAUGAAGAGCAGGAGUUUAAGCUGGAGAAGAUGGAGCUGUGUGAGGGGAAGGACCACCUGGCCGAGGACCCCCGAAAGGAACCCCUGAUCAACACUGACAGCCAAGGCAGCAGUGACAGCUCUAAGAAGUUUCCGUCUGAUAAGAUCUUUGAAGCCAUCUCCUCAAUGUUCCCUGAUAAGGGCUCAACAGAGGAACUUCGAGAAAAGUACAAGGAGCUGACAGAGCCCCAGUUGCCCGGUGCAUUGCCUCCAGAGUGUACUCCUAACAUGGACGGUCCUAACGCUCGCUCCGUUCAGAGAGAACAGAGUCUACACUCCUUCCACACACUCUUCUGCCGACGCUGCUUCAAAUACGACUGCUUCCUGCACCGUGAGUCCUUCCAUGCAACUCCUAACACCUAUAAGCGUAAGAACAUGGAGAAUCUGGUGGACAGUAAACCCUGUGGUGACGAGUGUUACAUGUACCUGGUGCAGGAUGGUUUGGUAAGGGAGUACCCUGACGGCAUGGCAACUGAGAGGUCCAAGACCCCUUCCAAACGCCCCGUGAGCCGUCGCCGGGGACGACCCAGCGGCAACAGCCGGCCCAGCACACCAACGGUCUCCACGGAUACCAAAGACACGGACAGCGAGCGGGAGGGGAAAGACGACGACAAAGAUGAUGAUGAUGAUGAUGACAAGAAGGAGGAGACCACCAGCAGUUCAGAGGGUAACUCACGGUGCCAGACUCCAGUGAAGUUGAAGCUGACGUGUGAUCCUCAGGUUGUCGAUUGGAGCGGAGCCGAGGCUUCACUCUUUAGGGUUCUCAUCGGAACCUACUAUGACAACUACUGUGCUAUAGCACGGCUCAUAGGAACCAAGACCUGCAGACAGGUAUAUGAGUUCAGAGUGAAGGAGUCUAGUAUCAUCGCUCGCGUUCCGGCCGAGGACGAAGACACGCCCCCUCGCAAGAAGAAGAGGAAACACAGGUUGUGGGCCACUCACUGCAGGAAGAUCCAACUGAAGAAAGAUGGCUCGUCCAACCACGUGUAUAAUUACCAGCCAUGUGACCACCCCCGCCAGCCCUGUGACUCCUCCUGUCCCUGCGUCACUGCUCAGAACUUCUGUGAGAAAUUCUGCCAGUGCAGCUCUGAGUGUCAGAACCGUUUCCCAGGCUGCAGGUGUAAGGCCCAGUGUAACACUAAACAGUGUCCAUGUUACCUUGCGGUCAGAGAGUGUGACCCCGACCUCUGUCUGACUUGUGGAGCCGCUGAACACUGGGACAGCAAGAACGUCUCCUGUAAAAACUGCUCCAUACAGAGGGGAGCCAAGAAGCACCUGCUCCUAGCUCCGUCUGACGUAGCAGGCUGGGGCAUCUUCAUCAAAGAGCCAGUUCAGAAGAACGAGUUCAUCUCUGAGUACUGUGGAGAGAUAAUCUCCCAAGAUGAGGCGGAUCGCAGAGGGAAGGUCUAUGACAAAUACAUGUGUAGCUUCCUCUUCAACCUCAACAACGACUUUGUAGUGGAUGCUACUAGGAAAGGAAACAAGAUUCGUUUCGCCAACCAUUCCGUCCACCCCAACUGCUAUGCAAAAGUGAUGAUGGUGAAUGGGGACCACAGGAUAGGGAUCUUUGCUAAGAGAACCAUACAGACUGGAGAAGAGCUCUUCUUUGACUACCGGUACAGUCAAGCUGAUGCUCUGAAGUACGUCGGCAUCGAGCGGGAAUCAGAGAUGCCAUGAUCCCCUCUUCUACCUCCUCUGGAUCAAAGGCCUUACACACACACACACACACACACACUCUUCUCUUCAGGAAACACAAAUUACUAAUUGUCUGGAUGCUUCAAGAAUUCUGGGAAGUUGACUCUUUUUCUCACUUUGAAUAGUUUUUCUACCAACAAAUCUUCCUGUUCUCUGGGAUAUGUGGGACUCAUUGCUACGGUCACUAGAACUGUCUUUCCUCCAUUUACAGCUAACAAACACACAUAAACAGGUCUUAAUAAAUCCACUGAGGGGAUCUCUUUAGCGCUGUGAUACUUUUUAUACUUGAUCCAAAUCCAUGGACACAUUGACUCAACCAUAACAACUGGUUGUUGAGAACAUUUUACUUAGCCCCUGACCACCAGCUAGACUAAAUGCAGGUUUAAAAGAGCUGUCACUGGUGACUUUUUCCCCUCCCCUAGCCAGUGUCCAAACCUUGGUCUCAAACUCCACAGACACACUCUUGAAUGCCGGAACAUUGUUUUGAGACUAUAUCCUGAUAUCUGAGGUGAUAGCAGUACUGUUGACCAGCAGCACUAUAGCACUAUAUAUUUUUUAAUAUCCUGGUUUAUUCCUAAAACUAUCUUCUGUCUUUUAUUUCUUCAUGUUUUGAACUUUUGAUGACCAUUGACUACCUGAGGCAUGCUUUGACGCAAUCUCUAUUCUAGAUGGUGCUAAGACAGUGUGAUGUUUUCUCACAUACUAAACCUUGAGGUUUUGUAAACACCCCCAGAUAUCCACUUCUGCUGUGCCUUGAAUCUUGUCGUUAGAACACUGAAUAGUCACUUGAUUAGAGCCCUUAAGUGUUGAUUUAUUGAUGUGUCCACAAUCUGAUUAAUGCAUGAUGACGAAAGCUUCCAUGUUUAUAGUCCAGGGAAGACCUCACUGCUACUAUAGUCUAGUGACGCCUGGUGCUUGUGAAUACUGCAGACUUCAACCAAUACAACCAGCCUUGAAUAAUGUUAAGUAAUGUUCAUGUCUUCACCUGCAGUGGGACAAACUGCUCCGAUUUAUCUCCUGUUUUUACAACUAACUUAGUGUCAACUUUACCAGCAGCUGAGAGGGUUCUGUAAAGGCCUACAGACAGAUCUAGAUGACUGACGGUUGUGUUUAGUAGAUGGGAGAAGUCUGACUCUCCUUUGUUUUAAGUAGUUUGUUGCUCGUGUUAGUACAGGGGUGAGGAACUCUGGUUCUUGGGAGAUCCAUUGAUUCAAUGUCACAGAUAGCUCACACCUGUCUGACUGGAAAACCAGCAGACACAGCAGCUCCCGAGGACUAGUGUCUCGCCCAUCUGUUAGGAUGUAUACUUCCUGAGUUGUAGAGCCAGCUGGCGUCCAGUGGGAUUAAAAAUUACAGAAUGUUCAUAGAAAUAUAGGUCUACUACAUAGAACAGCGGUGCUUCUGUCAUAUGGAACAGGGAAACUGCUCUACACAGAAAUUAUAUAUUGAAUGUUGUGUUAUGUUUCCUCCAGUUGUCUAGCCGGGACCACUACUCUGUCUGAUUUCCAAGGUGCUGAUUUUUACUGUCUUUACAGGGAGUAUUGUUCAAUGUGAUCCAUAAUAAAAUAACAGAAACCACUUCA
Messenger RNA from Coregonus clupeaformis (lake whitefish), 4279 nucleotides. RefSeq names its product enhancer of zeste 2 polycomb repressive complex 2 subunit (gene ezh2). Gene Ontology annotation, biological process: chromatin remodeling. The record is from RefSeq and is a predicted model, not a curated record. Gene Ontology annotation, molecular function: histone H3K27 methyltransferase activity; protein binding. The coding region runs from base 390 to 2678 and encodes 762 amino acids. NCBI's taxonomy places the organism in Eukaryota, Metazoa, Chordata, Actinopteri, Salmoniformes, Salmonidae. The transcript is spliced from 20 exons.